AUGGCAGAAGCUAUGCAGGCCGAUCCGCAGAGCCCGCAACCAAAGAAGCGGGGAGCGCCUGAAGAAGAGAAGCUCAGCUUGGAGGCCAUCCGUGAAGUUGUCAGGAGCGAAGUGGGGGGCAGCACAGCCGCCCUUCGUGCAGAGAUCGGCCAGAGGAUGGACCGAGUGGAGACGGGGGUCACAGCCCAGUUGGAGAAGACGUUGGAAGGGCUGGCGACCAUCAACAACCAGCAGCUCGAGCAGCAAAGGGUCGUGGAAGCCAUCCAGGGGGAGCAAUACUCGGUAAACGCCCGGCUCCAGGCACUGGAAAGCAAGGUGCAAGUGCUCCAGACGACCGGGGGGACGAGCACCACGGCUGAUACCGAAGAAACCUUGAAUAAGGUGAAACAGAUGGUCAAAGAUUUGCGCUUGGAUAUCUGUACCGACAACGCCUUCGUUCCGGGGGUGAGACGCGGAUACGCUAUCAUACCCUAUGCCAACAAAGAGGGGGAAGACAGCCAGCAGCUACGCGAGAGGCUGACGGGGGCGCUCAAACGUGUGCGUCAAGCCAACGUGCAGAUGGGGGCGCAUGCUGAUGGUAAAGCCAAAUACCUCCCACAGAAGCAGAAGAAGCAGGAGCGGGGUGGAUCAACCUCAAAGCCAUCGCACGAGGACUACACCAGACCAACCACGAAGUCGAGGAUGAGAACAGAACCCACCGAGAGCAGCGGAGAGCAGGGGGACGACCCUGCAGAACAGUUUCACACGUUGCGGCCGCCCCCUAAGGGGGGGAAGCAAAAGCCUUUCACAGUCGCCACCUGGAACGUGGGCGGCCUCACCGCUGCAAACGCACUGGAGAUGCUGCAGACGUUCGGGGGAAACACGGCCUUGUCCUCAGUUGCAGUUGUACUGUUGCAAGAAGUUAUCACGGAAGCUGGUAGGCAUUUUGCAGCCAGCAAAGCAUGGAAGUUAGUUUACGGCAAGAUGGCAGGGGAAUGGAGGGGAGAGGGGGUUGCUUUCUUAGCAGCGAUCGGGACGCACACCGGCACACAGGUGCUCCGAGCGGGGGUUGCCACAACACUGCUGUUGCCGACGGGAAAGAAAGUGGGCCUGCUUAGUGCGCACAUGCCACACCAUGCCACCAUCCCGCGAGCAGAGGCCAUCAUGCUAGAAUGGGGGGAAUGCACUGCCCUACGAUGCCCCAAAGCAGUGGUCGGCAUUGAUGCAAAUGAACAAUUCACUCCCUCAGAGCACGCCAGCCACCAAGAACAAGCACAAGGCCACACGGGGCGAGCGGAAAGCAUCCUGGCAUGGCUCGCGCACAACCACAUUCGGCUGCCGCCGCAGGACCUCCAAGCUCCCUCCCACUUCCCUUAUGACACCACGCAAACACCAAGAAGGCUCGACUAUGUGGCGAUCCGGGGCAUCUUCUCCUUGCAAGGGCAAGUCCUACAAGCCAGGGACAUAGCACGGUCCGACCAUGAACCGGUGGCACUGCAGCUAAGGGGAGAUCCGCCCAAGCAACCCAAGCAGCCAGACAGAUGUGGCCCCAGACAUGUCCACAUACGGUCGUCAGACGAACUACAACAUAUCCUGGACCAAGCGGCGCAAAUCCCACCGGGGGACAGGCACCACCAGAUCGCCGUCCUCAGCCAACACAUCACCAAGCCAGGCCGGGGGAAACACGCGCGCUUCGAGGAAAGCAAGUCCCUCAAGCAGGCAAGACGCCUGGCACACAACACCCCCCCAGGGGAAGCACGGCGCCAAGCGUGGAAAGCUGUCAGCAAGCAACUGCACCAAGAACAAAGGGCAUGGAAACAGGCCAUCGCAGAUCGCGCCAGCCAACAUGACUGGCCUGCAUACAGACAACACAAGAAAGGCAGCAGCGGGGAGACCUGGAUCGCCGCGCUUACUGACACACACGACUGGCAAGGAGCCCUCCUUGCACACUUCAAGAACAUCUUCCACAAAGCCGACGGGGACGCCAGGGACGCGGACUUCGCAGCAAGACGGGGGAGGCUUAGAUGGCAAUGCAAGCAUACCACGUGGCAGCCCUUCACAGCAGAGGAGAUUGAGGGGGUGGCAACAAGGUGGAAAAACAGCAAGUGCACCGUCGAACGAGGAAUCACUGUGCUCCUACCCAAGGAAGCCACCCCCCUCAGCUGGGGGGAGACCAGACCCAUCACUCUCAGCAGCACCAUCCUCAAGGCCAUAGCACAGCUCCUCUUACGCAGGUGCGCCUACACCCUCAAGCCACACAACACAUUGCAGUGGGCGGCACCGGGGAGGCAAGGCACCGAAUUGAUCCUUACACUGCGUAAAGUGGCAAGAAUGGCCAGGGAUUGGGGGGGCACUUUCUGGAUCAUCAAAUUGGACCUUGCCAAGGCGUUCGACUCUGUUGCGCAAACGAGUCUCGCCGACCUUGUCGAGCGGCGCAUGGGGGCGGAUCACCCAUGGGAGGCAGUCUUGUGGAUGUCGCUUCUGCAAGCCAGGGGGGUUACCAUCGCUGCGGGGGGGGCGGACACGCUGGUCCCACAAACAAACGGGGUACGCCAGGGCUCCCCAGACUCACCAGUGCUGUUCUCGGCCAGGGUGGGGGAGUGCCUCCUGCAAACGGUGGCCCAGACCCAAAACCAGCAGCGCCAAGGGGGAAACCCCAAGCUACCACCGCCGCCACACCACGCAGGAGCCUUUAUGGAUGACACAUACUUGUGGGGGGAGCAGGCGGACCACCUUCAACGUACCCUCGAUAUCCUCCAAAGGUUGCUGCGGGAGCACGGCCUGCGCAUCAAUCCCAAGAAAACCCGCAUCAUCUGCAGCACAGAUGACCCACACAGGUUCCACAUUGAUGGGGAGUGGGUUGCAGCCGAGUCGGGGGAGGCAGCCUUGACAGUCCUGGGAUCCCCAGUGAGCUUUCGGGGGGGGCCGCCGCACCUUGCGGCAGAAAUGUGCACCAGAGCGCGAAAGGCCUGGGGGAAGAACAAGGCCUUGCUCACAGCAGACACCAACCUCAAGCAACGACUGCAGCUACACAACAUACUAGUCAGACAGAGCGCGUUAUGGGCCGCAGAGACCUGGCCAGUGCAAACCACGCUGCUACAGGCAGCCAACGUGCAACAGCUCCAGCAGGUCAGAAGCAUGGUUGGAGGGGGACGCGCACCGGGGGAGCCUUGGACCGAAUGGAACAAACGGUCGCUCCGAAUGGCACGCGUGCACCUGCACAAGAACAAGAUCGAGCGAUGGUCCACGUACAUCCUACGGAUGAUCUGGGGGAUCUGGGGGCAUGCCGCACGUGCACAGGACAUCACCUACGAAAUGCUCAUGUGGAGGGGGAUGGAAUGGUGGUGGCAACAGCAAGCUCUACCCGACGAUGUCGGAGCACGGCACGCAGAUAGAUUCAACAGCAGCCUGGACGCAGAGAGGCACAUAGCAGCCAUUGCAGGCACGAGGUGGGGGGAAGUCGCGAGAGACCGGCUGGCGUGGGAGGCCCUAGAAGAGAAGUUCGUGGAAGCCCAUGACCCACCCUGGUGUUCGGGGAAGCAGGCGCAGCUGCAAAACCUCGCGCAGACAAAGCAAGACGCCAGGAGGGCGAAAGCAAUCAGAGACAGAAGGCAAGCCAGGCGAGCAGGCCGCAGACUGCUCAACUAG
Messenger RNA from Symbiodinium sp. CCMP2592, 3627 nucleotides. The record is from the annotation of a GenBank genome assembly. Lineage: Eukaryota; Dinophyceae; Suessiales; Symbiodiniaceae.